Neurospora crassa OR74A is the source of this 2562-nucleotide messenger RNA. RefSeq lists its product as hypothetical. NCBI's taxonomy places the organism in Eukaryota, Fungi, Ascomycota, Sordariomycetes, Sordariales, Sordariaceae. The record is from RefSeq and is a predicted model, not a curated record. The coding region runs from base 169 to 1320 and encodes 383 amino acids. The transcript has a single exon.
CUGCAUUCCGCAUUUUAGCCAACAAAGUCACGGUGAGUUGCCCACUCGACAACCUCGCGCCCGCAACGUCAUUCGGAGGCCGACUUUUUGGAUCACCCAGAAGCAGAAGGUCGACAUCAGCAACCCCAACCCUGAAUCCUGCAGGAUCUGAAUGGACUUGCCGAUGAAAUGACCUCUGAGCAGGUCCCGCCCCCAUCGGCGGCCGCUCGCAUUCACUCACCCCGGUCCAGCCAUGACCUCGUCACUGUCGUCCUUACCACCUCACCAACACCCUCGGCACCGUCCACUGAACUGUUGUCAUCCAUCAUCGCCUCUUUCCAGAAGCAUUGCGCUCCCCUGACCAAAUGCAGAAUCAUCUUGGUCCUCGACACCUACGACCGCAUUGCUUCCGACUCGCGGCUCAAGAAAGGGACUGUUACUGCCGAGGGGGCCAAAAAGUUCGCCGAGUACAAGAAGAACGCCAAGCAACUCAUCCUCGACGAGUACUCGCGGAGCUAUGGCUGGGCUGGAAAUGCCUUCUACGACGACGAGCUCAUCAUCACCGAGGGAGAGGCGGAGUUCGGCUCAGUGGCCUAUGCGCAACAGCACAAUGCUGUGACUCUCACCAUCACCAGAAGCAAAGAUGGGCGCAUCACCUUCAUCGAGCCUCAUGCGCGGGUUGGGUUUGGUCUAGGCGUCCGCUCCGCCCUACGGCUGACCGAGACGCCCUACGUUUGGAUUCAGCAACACGACUGGGCGUUGGUUGCCGACAUUCCCUUGGCGCCACUUCUCGAGAUCAUGCAACAGUCCGAGUCUGCACCCGAGUCUCCCGAUUCCUCUGAUUCGGAAACGACAGAUGGGCAAGAGCCUCGAAGGACUUCUGACGUUCCCGUCAAAUAUGUCUGCUUCCCAUCGACCCGCAUGGUGUCCUACGCCAAGUCAGACCACGUCAUGCUCUACCCAGCGCUCCGAGCCUUGACAAACCUGUACAAGCAGAACUUUUCGGUUGGAAGCGGGAGUACGAGUGUCAAGAUCCCUCUUACGCCGCUUUUUUUCUGGCACGACAAGCCACACCUUGCCUCGACGGCACAUUACCUCUCCCAAAUCUUUCCCAGCCGCGCUGCCAUGUUGAGGGGCGCCUUCAUUGAGGACACGGCUGGCCAACGAGCGAGGACGGAGAUGAAGGACGGGAUGUGGAGGAAGUGGGCUUGCUGGCUGUACUACCCUGACGAGGGGACAAAGCUGUGUGUGCGACACCUUAAGGGGAGAACGUGGCGGGGGACGGAUGGCGAGCUUGUGCAAAGAAUGCAGUAUAUGCGACUCAAUUCAUACAACUCCUAGUCCAAUGCGCAUCUUCGGUGGUGUCCACAAGGGUCAGAAUGAAGCCAGAGGACGGGGGAUGACUGUCAUCCGUUCAUUCGUUUCCUCCCAGGCCUUCAAGCAGGCGCUUGCAAUUUUCGCCCGUGCAGAAUAUCGGCGUUUAGAAGAGCAAAAAAUAAUAACAGCCUCACAUCAAUAUCCACACAUUUUAGAUAUGCUUCACCACCUGGCACUGUCCCCCGUGGUCACUACAACACUCGUUUCGCGAUCGGUUUCCAGUCUCUGAUAUCCCUGUCAGUCGGGACCAACCAGACAACGCCGCCAUUCCAGCCAUUCCCUUCGACAUUACCCUCUGGCUCAGCCAGCUUAACACCAGCCUCCUCCACAACCUUGGCGACCUCUUUCAACCUGUCAUCGCUAAUAGGGACAUCGCCACUGCAGCCCUACGUUUAGCCCAUCAUAGUCACCAUAGAGCACGAGACAAAACCACAAGGGAUAGCAACUUACUACAUCAAACUAACAUGCGGCCCGAAUUCCUUCCUCCACCACUCCAACCACUCUUGCGUCUUGGCACCUUUCGCAUCAUCCUCCCCAUUCACUCCUCUUGCCCUCGCCAGCCCGGCAAUCUUCUUGAUUCCCUCAUCCAGCUUGACCCUUGCAUAGCACCUCCGAUAGUACGUGUCCUGAGAGCUGAUUCCCUCGAACCUCACCUGUACUUCGUCAGCGGACGGCCAGGGGAUUGAGUCGAGCCAACGCUGGGGAUCGUCGCCGUAGAGAUCCGGUGAGAUGCCGGAGCUAAGGGUCAUGUGAGGAGCAAAGAAUUCAGGAAUCAAGCGUGCGUCGGCAGCGCCAGCCUCAGAGGGAAAAUCGGAGGGGAGGUGUUGGGAGAUGAGGAAUGACAGGAUCGGGUAGAGAGGGUGGGAGGGAGGAGGGAUUAGCCAGAGGGAGGAGCCGGGCAUUUUGGGAGAGGACUACGAGAGUAUUGUAAUGGGUCGUUAGUUCCCGCUGUUGUUGAAUGUUUCGGCAAUGAAUGCGAACCUUCAGUAGCUUGCGUUCAGAUCGUGUAGACGGGUAGUGAUGAUUUGGAUAAGGAUACUCUGGAGAAGGAGGAAACACGCUGUUCGGAAUGUGACGACGACGCUUGGACUUCCACUGAUCUUGGCGAAAGUGGGAAAUCCUGGUGGUGGAGCCAGAGGAAACCCUAACCCAUGAAUUCGCGAGGAUGAUUUGUUUACGUUUGCAAUAUUACCCCUGACAAACCCC